Neohortaea acidophila is the source of this 1827-nucleotide messenger RNA. Its product is annotated as Alpha/Beta hydrolase protein. Gene Ontology annotation, biological process: L-homoserine metabolic process. The coding region runs from base 195 to 1691 and encodes 498 amino acids. The record is from RefSeq and is a predicted model, not a curated record. The transcript is spliced from 2 exons. NCBI's taxonomy places the organism in Eukaryota, Fungi, Ascomycota, Dothideomycetes, Mycosphaerellales, Teratosphaeriaceae. Gene Ontology annotation, molecular function: homoserine O-acetyltransferase activity.
GCCCGACACCCAUACUCUGGACAUGCCGAGGUCUCCGAACUUCCCCCGAGCUCGUCCGUGAGAGUGACAGCUCCCAUUGUGAGUAAUCUUGAGACUACACAUCUUCCAGCAUCCAGUCCUUCUGCACGCCUGAUCGUGCGGUGCAUUUGGCGCCAUGUCAGGAGAAAGCGUCGAGCCUCCCUUACGGCAGGCCAAUGGCAACGGCCACAAGGAGAAUCUCUCCGAAAGAACAGCCCGAGAACCCCUUCGCGCAGCUAAUCCCCGACCAAGAAAUCGCCAUCGUCCCCUCCUUCGAGCUCGAGUCCGGCGUCGUGCUGCAGGACUUCCCCGUCGCAUACAAGACAUAUGGCACCCUGUCGCCGCAACGCGACAAUGCCAUGGUCAUCUUCCACGCCCUGACUGGCAGCGCAGAUGUGAAUGAUUGGUGGGGUCCGCUGCUGGGCGGCCCGGGAGACGACAAGAGCCCGCGAAAGGCAUUCGACAUGUCGCGCUUCUACGUCGUAUGCGUCAACAGUCCGGGCAGUCCGUAUGGGAGCGUCAGUCCCGUCACCGCGAGGGACGGGAAUCCGGAAAAUGAGCAGUACGGCCCGGAGUUUCCGUUGACAACCUGUCGAGACGAUGUGCGGAUUACCAAGCUGAUCCUUGACGACUUGGGGGUGCGACAGGUGGCUACUGUCAUCGGCGGCUCGAUGGGCGGGAUGUUGGUGCUGGAAUUUGCGUAUUUUGGCAAAGACUACGUCCGGACCGUCAUUCCCAUCGCAUGCUCAGCAAGAUACAGCGCAUGGGGCAUCAGCUGGGGGGAAGCGCAGCGCCAGGCUAUCUACAGCGAUCCCAAAUACGAAGAUGGAUAUUACGCCUACGACGACCCCCCGGCCACCGGACUCGGAGCAGCACGCAUGCAAGCCAUGCUCACCUACCGCAGCCGCGACUCUUUCGAGACGAAGUUCGGCCGCAACAUCCCCGACCUAUCCAAAAAGCAAACCAUCAACGCCCCCGCGCGCCCACACACGCCCGAAAACGCACACUUCGCCAUCCACAACGAAGGCCACAAAAACGCCGGCUCCCCGCGCUUCGGCCGCUCCUCCAUCGACGGCGCCAUCACCACAGUCCGCGACCCGCAAUUCAACGGCGCCAAAGACCUCCCCGUCGACACCACCGCCCAACAGCAACAGCAACAGCCCAAACGCAAAAUCACCACCUACUACUCCGCGCAAUCCUACCUGCGCUACCAGGGCGACAAGUUCAUCAAGCGCUUCGACGCAAACUGCUACAUCGCCAUCACGCGCAAGCUCGACACGCACGACGUGACGCGCAACCGCACCGACACCUCCGGCUACCCGAGCCAGGAAGACGUGAGCGCCGCGCUGGCGCUCAUCGAACAGCCCACCCUCAUUCUGGGCAUCAAGUCCGAUGGCCUCUUCACGUUCGCCGAGCAGCAGGAGCUCGCGGCCGGCAUUCCGAAUAGCGAGUUGAAGGUCAUCGAAUCUGCCGACGGGCAUGAUGCGUUUUUGUUGGAGUUUCGACAGGUCAAUGGGUUUAUUUUGGAGUUCUUGGACAGGGAGCUGGGCGAUAUUAUGGCGCGGGAGCCUGUGAAUUGGCCGCCGAAGGCGGAGGAUGCGGACGCGGCAGGCAAGGAGGUGAAGGCGAGUACAUUUGGGGAGGCGGAGGUGGAAGACAUCACUGCUUGGUAAUCUACUCUGGCCAUUGAUACCCGUGUUGGAUGAUGUGUAGACGUUGUACAGAGACACGUGUGACAUGAUGACCCACGCACUCGGCAUUAGGCCGAAAUAUGCUUCCACAACAAAUCGGCCUGUACAUACAUGCACA